AUGGAGAAACCCAGCUAUUUCCAGUCGUACAAUAAGAACGUUUUGAAAGUUUCAGGUAAUAGGGCGACAGGAGAACAGUUAGCUCCCGGAGCAGUACCAGCUCACCCGGUACUUGCUCCGGUUAUUGCCCCAGGAGGAGCCGCACCAGUUGGAAUAUCUCCUGCUAGUCUCACAAAUGGAGCACUUGCCGGAGUAUCGGCCGCAUCAAUGGCCAAUAUCAUGCAGAAUCCAGGAUUCGCGAAUCUGAUCCACCAAGCUCUCCGUAAUCAACUUGAAACACAAGCAGUGGCUCAACAGUUAGCAGCUAAUCCACAAUAUCAACUCAAUGGAACUUCUUCAGCUGCUUCGUUACUUCUUGCUCCACAAGCAGCGGUUGCUCUUCCACCACAGCCUACUGUAGUUGUGAACGGUGUUGCUGAAACCAUAAUUUUCCUCGUUGCAGAACACAUAACAGAACUUGCUCAUCGACACUUCCAGACAGCAAAUUACGCAGAUGCUGAAAAGCUUUGUAAUUCAGUUUUCCAAACCGAUCCUAACAAUAUACCCAUUCUACUCUUGCUCUCUGCAAUCAAUUUUCAAGUGAAGAAUCUGGAAAAAUCUAUGCAGUUCUCGAAGCUGGCUAUAAAAGUGAAUAGUAAUUGCGCCGAAGCCUACAGUAAUCUUGGAAACUAUUACAAAGAGAAGGGACACUUAGCAGAAGCUUUGGACAAUUAUAAGACGGCUGUUAAACUUAAACCAGAAUUCAUUGAUGCCUAUAUCAAUUUGGCGGCUGCAUUAGUGUCUGGAGGAGACCUGGAGCAAGCUGUAGCCGCUUAUUUCAAUGCGUUAAGGAUUAAUCCGGAUCUGUAUUGUGUGAGGAGUGAUUUGGGAAAUUUGUUGAAGGCAAUGGGAAGGCUUGAAGAAGCGAAGGUUUGCUAUUUGAAGGCGAUUGAAACUCAACCACAGUUCGCAGUCGCUUGGUCAAAUCUCGGUUGUGUUUUCAAUAGUCAAGGAGAAAUAUGGUUAGCUAUUCACCAUUUCGAGAAGGCAGUCACACUUGAUCCGAACUUCCUCGACGCCUACAUUAACCUUGGAAACGUUCUGAAAGAAGCCCGAAUUUUCGAUCGUGCUGUUUCUGCGUAUCUUCGUGCACUCAAUUUGUCUGGGAAUCAUGCAGUUGUCCAUGGUAAUCUGCAAGGGUAUGUAUUAGAUGAGUAUUCCACUGUUUCUAUAAUUCUUUACGGUUUCAGAUUGAUCGAUUUGGCUAUCGACACUUACAAGAAAGCAAUCGAAUUGCAACCUCAUUUCCCAGAUGCCUAUUGUAAUCUAGCUAAUGCAUUGAAAGAGAGAGGAAGCGUUUCGGAGGCUGAAACGAUGUAUUUGAAAGCGUUGGAGCUCUGCCCAACCCAUGCCGACUCCCAAAACAACCUUGCCAAUAUCAAGCGCGAGCAAGGCAAAAUUGAAGAUGCAACUCGACUGUACUUGAAAGCCCUCGAAAUCUACCCAGAGUUUGCCGCUGCUCACUCUAACCUUGCUUCAAUACUGCAACAACAAGGAAAACUACAAGAUGCCAUUCUUCAUUACAAAGAAGCAAUCAGGAUCUCCCCAGCAUUUGCCGACGCCUACUCCAACAUGGGAAACACACUGAAAGAGAUGGGAGAUAGCUCAUCUGCGAUCGCUUGCUAUAAUCGAGCCAUCCAAAUCAAUCCAGCUUUCGCCGAUGCUCACUCAAAUCUUGCCAGUAUUCACAAAGACGCUGGAAACAUGGCAGAAGCGAUUCAGAGCUAUGGAACUGCUCUCAAACUGAAGCCAGACUUCCCAGAUGCAUUCUGUAAUCUCGCACACUGUCUUCAAAUAAUUUGUGAUUGGACAGACUACGAUAAGAGAGUUCGACGACUGGUUCAACUUGUGGAAGAUCAACUAGGAAAGAAACGGUUGCCAUCUGUCCAUCCACAUCAUUCAAUGCUUUAUCCUCUAUCUCAUGCUACUCGGAUUGCUAUUGCUGCUAAACAUGCUUCAUUGUGCUUUGACAAGGUCCAUCUCCAAAUGCUCGGAAAGACACCACUCAUCCAUGCUGACCGAUUCAGUGUUCAAAACGGACAACGCCUCAAGAUCGGAUACGUGUCUUCCGAUUUCGGAAACCAUCCAACAUCCCAUUUGAUGCAGUCGAUUCCAGGAAUGCACAACCGCGAACGUGUCGAAGUAUUCUGCUAUGCUCUCUCGGUCAACGAUGGAACCAACUUCCGAUCGAAGCUAAUGGCUGAAUCGGAGCACUUCGUUGAUUUGUCGCAGAUUACAUGUUACGGAAAAGCUGCUGAGAGAAUUGCCCAAGAUGGAAUUCAUAUUCUCAUCAAUAUGAAUGGCUACACCAAAGGUGCGCGAAAUGAGAUCUUCGCUCUCAGGCCUGCUCCAAUCCAAGUUAUGUGGCUAGGAUAUCCUUCGACUUCUGGUGCAACAUUCAUGGAUUACAUCAUCACGGAUGCAGUAACAUCUCCUCUUCGCCUGUCUUGUGCAUUCACCGAGAAACUUGCUUACAUGCCACACACAUUCUUCAUUGGAGACCACGCUCAAAUGCUUCGGCAUCUUACUGAAAAGGUGGUUGUGAAGGACAAGGACGCCACGGAAAGAGACUCUAGUCUGAUCAUGAAUACUGCUAAUAUGGAUCCGAUUCUCGCGAAAUCAGAAAUCAAGGAGCAAAUUUUGGAUACAGAAGUGGUUAGUGGUCCGAAGAAGGAACUAGUCAAAGCUGAAGUUGUUCUCCCAGUCCUGGAAGUUCCAACGGAACCAAUCAAACAAAUGAUUAUGACUGGACAGAUGACAAUGAAUGUAAUGGAAGAUGUAAAUGUACAGAAUGGUCUUGGACAGUCCCAAAUGCACCAUAAAGCGGCAACAGGAGAAGAAAUUCCAAACUCGGUUCUUCUGACGUCACGAGCUCAAUAUCAACUUCCGGAUGACGCUAUUGUGUUUUGCAACUUCAAUCAGCUUUAUAAGAUAGAUCCUCCAACUCUUGAUAUGUGGAUUAAAAUUCUUGAAAAUGUACCGAAGUCCGUUUUAUGGCUCCUGAGGUUCCCAUAUCAAGGAGAAGAGCACAUUCGAAAAUAUUGUGUUGAGAGGGGAAUCGAACCAUCAAGGAUAGUUUUCAGUAACGUUGCAGCAAAGGAAGAACAUGUUCGUCGUGGACAACUUGCUGAUGUAUGCCUAGAUACUCCCCUCUGUAAUGGACACACGACUGGAAUGGACAUUUUGUGGACUGGAACUCCAAUGGUCACAAUGCCACUUGAAUCUCUGGCUUCUCGUGUUGCGACAUCACAACUUUAUGCUCUUGGAGUACCUGAAUUAGUGGCAAAGACCAGGAACGAGUAUGUUCAAAUUGCAACCCGAUUGGGAAAUGAUGCUGAACAUUUGGCUAGUAUGCGAGCAAAGGUAUGGAUGGCGCGAACAACAUCAACGCUUUUCGAUGUCAAACAAUAUUGUCAUGACAUGGAAGACCUUCUGGAGCUAAUGUGGAAACGUUACGAGAACGGAUUACCUGUAGACCAUAUCACGAAUAACACAGAAACACCAUUUGGACUAUAA
This is a messenger RNA of Caenorhabditis briggsae, 3555 nucleotides long. RefSeq names its product Protein CBR-OGT-1 (gene Cbr-ogt-1). The coding region runs from base 1 to 3555 and encodes 1184 amino acids. Gene Ontology annotation, molecular function: protein N-acetylglucosaminyltransferase activity; protein binding. The transcript is spliced from 12 exons. Gene Ontology annotation, biological process: protein O-linked glycosylation. Lineage: Eukaryota; Metazoa; Nematoda; Chromadorea; Rhabditida; Rhabditidae. The record is from RefSeq and is a predicted model, not a curated record.